Molecule: messenger RNA, 2935 nt
Organism: Perca flavescens (yellow perch)
Lineage: Eukaryota; Metazoa; Chordata; Actinopteri; Perciformes; Percidae
Gene: plod1a
Product: procollagen-lysine, 2-oxoglutarate 5-dioxygenase 1a
Exons: 19
Coding region: 141-2339 (732 amino acids)
Biological process (GO): peptidyl-lysine hydroxylation
Cellular component (GO): endoplasmic reticulum
Molecular function (GO): iron ion binding; procollagen-lysine 5-dioxygenase activity; L-ascorbic acid binding
Source: RefSeq, a predicted model, not a curated record
GAGAGAGAGGGAGGAUAGGGGCAUAAACAGAGAGAGGGGCAGGCGGCGGAAGACGAGAAAAGUUCGCUGUCUCUUACGGAAUUGUACAGUUCUGUUAAUACCGAAACUCGUGAAAGGAUUUUAACUUUAAACUGGCAAAAAUGAGACUUUCGCCCUUGCUGUUGGUCCCAGGGAUUUUUGUCUGUGCACUUUUCCCUUUGACAAACUGUGAAGAGCAGCAAAUCCCUGAAGAGAAACUUCUAGUUGUGACAGUUGCAACCAAAGAGACUGAUGGCUUCCAGCGUUUCUUGGGGUCGGCUAAACACUUUAACUACACUGUCAAGGUUCUCGGUCGGGGCCAGAAAUGGAUGAGUGGCGACUACAUGUCCGGUCCAGGAGGAGGCCAGAAAGUACGACUCCUUAAAGAGGCCCUGGAGGAGAUGAAGAAUGAGGACAAAGUCAUCCUUUUUAUCGACAGCUACGAUGUGGUUUUCGCCUCGGGUCCCAAAGAGCUGCUCAAGAAGUUCCAGCAGGCCAGACACAAGGUGGUGUUCUCCUCUGAGAGCCUGAUCUGGCCCAACAGACACCUGGAGGACAAAUACCCCCACGUCAUCGUUGGCAACAGGUUUCUAGGCUCAGGAGGUUUCGUUGGCUACCUUCCCAACAUCAAAGAAAUGGUUGCUGACUGGACAGGAGAAGAUAAUGACAGUGACCAGCUGUUCUUCACCAAGAUUUACAUUGAUCCAGUUAAAAGGAAAUCCAUAAAUAUGACACUGGACAGCAAAUGCAGAUUGUUCCAGAACCUUAAUGGAGCCCUCGACGAGGUGGUGCUCAAGUUUGAGGAUGGGCGGGUACGAGCCAGAAACGUGCUGUAUGAUACCCUGCCAGUCGUCAUCCAUGGGAACGGACCAACCAAGCUCCAGAUCAACUACCUGGGUAACUACAUCCCCAACACGUGGACAUUUGAGACAGGAUGCACAGUGUGUCACGAGGACCUCCGCCCACUGACAGCUAUUAAGGAGAGUGAAUACCCUCUGGUGGUCAUUGGCGUCUUCAUUCAGCAGCCCACCCCCUUUGUGACGAUGUUCUUUGAACGCCUACUAAAGCUCCAGUACCCCAAAAACAGACUCAAACUCUUCAUCUACAACAAGGAAGCUCAUCAUGAGCGUCACAUCAGCUCUUUCCUGAAGGAUCAUGGGAGCCUUUAUCAGGAUGUCAAAGUCGUCGGGCCUGAAGAGGAGAUGGACGAAGCUGCUUCCUGCAACAUGGGCUUUGACAUGUGCCGGAAGGACAAGGACUGUGACUAUUUCUUCCUCUUGGACAUUCAAGUGGUCUUAAAGAACGAGAACACACUUAAAAUUCUCAUUGAACAAAACCUGCCUAUUGUGGCACCGAUGAUAACUCGAGUUGGUCGACUGUGGAGCAACUUCUGGGGAGCCCUGAGUGCAGAAGGCUACUACGCCCGGUCCGAGGACUACGUGGACAUAGUUCAAGGACGCAGAGUGGGUGUGUGGAAUGUCCCGUACGUGUCCAGUGUGUACUUGGUGAAGGCCAGCCUGCUUCGAUCGGAGCUCGCAGACUACGAGCUGUUUAACUCAAACACCUUAGACCCCGACAUGGCUUUCUGCCACAACAUUCGCAACAAGGGAAUCUUCAUCUACGUAACCAACAUGCACACUUUCGGCCGAAUCCUGUCAACAGACAACUAUCAGACGAGCCAUCUUCAUAAUGAUCUGUGGCAGAUCUUUGAAAACCCAGUGGACUGGCAGGAGCGCUACAUUCAUGAGAACUACACUUACAUCAUGAAAGACAAGCUGAUUGAAAAUCCUUGUCCCGAUGUGUACUGGUUCCCAAUUUUCUCUGAUGUUGCUUGUAACCACAUUGUUGAAGAAAUGGAACAUUACGGGAAAUGGUCAGGAGGAGGCAAUAAGGACACCAGAAUCCAAGGUGGCUAUGAGAAUGUCCCCACUAUCGAUAUCCACAUGAAUCAAAUCAACUUUGAAAAGGAAUGGCACAAGUUCUUACUGGAGUAUAUAGCACCGAUAACGGAGAAAAUGUAUCCUGGUUACUACACCAAGGCUCAAUUUGACUUGGCCUUUGUAGUUAGAUAUAAGCCAGACGAGCAGCCGUCUUUGAGACCGCACCACGACGCCUCCACUUUCACUAUUAACAUUGCGCUCAAUCAAGUGGGCCCUGAUUACCAGGGUGGAGGGUGCAGGUUCCUCCGCUACGACUGCUCCAUUCAGGCUCCCCGUAAAGGCUGGAGCCUCAUGCACCCGGGCCGCCUCACCCACUACCACGAAGGCCUGCCCACCACCGCCGGCGUGCGCUACAUCGCCGUGUCCUUCGUGGAUCCCUGAACCCUCUUUUAUGGAAAAUUGUUUGUCACUUUUGUUUCCAACGCUUUUUUGAAUUUAUGGUCAAUAAACCUCAUUUAUAUUAAAUUAUACCAAAUUUUUGAUGAAAAAAACCCCCAUAAAUUAUUAAUUAUUUUGACUAAUAGUUACGUAUGUUGAUGGAUAAUCACGGCCUGUCUCAUGUAUGGAACUAUCAGUGGUGUUUUUGGGCAUAGAAACUUUGAAAACGGGUGAAAUUUGACCCGAGGACAACAUGAGGGUUAAGUGCUGUCAAGUAAUUAACGAAACCAAAUUAAUUAAAAUAAUUAAAUAAAUAUAUUUUUUUUUUAUAGCUCAAAUCCAAGGAAACUGCUGACUUGGUUGAAAUGUGAAAGAACAGCAAAGUGGCAAAAACAACUAAUGAAAUCACUCAAUUCUCAUUGUGGCAGGUAGACUGACAGUUUCACCCUUAUUCGGCACGUGGCUGGGGGUUAGUUGGGCUUUAAAAGGGUUCAGGGGAAGACCUAGGUACUGUUCAUGUGAGACUCCCAACAAAGAUGGAACAGAAGUGAGAUGUCUCACUCUGUAGCUAAAACAGAGAGCCCAACACACAGGGUGAA